AUGGAGAACUCAGAACCGUCUCUCAGAGUUCUCUACAAUCAGGCCAAGGCUCGUCUAGAUGAAUUAGACAGCCUGGAUCCCCGGAGCGAAACAUUCAAAGAGUGCUUACAGUCCAUCAUCGACGCCCUUCAACAAUGUCGCAACCUUAUACGAAAACUGUCCCUCUUCAGCACGAAUGAGGAGGUGGAGGACAUCUCCACGCAAGACCUUCAAUAUCUUACUGUGGAUUACCUUCUAGCGGAUGUUAUCCUGAAGUCAUAUGGGCAAGAUCGCAUUUCAUCAUUACGAGAAGCAUCUGCGCUGCUUGAGGAUUUCCUGACCCGGCUGGAUCACUACGGGCUCCUGAGUCCGUCUGAUCGGAAGCUCUACGAACGAUUUCUUGAACAGCGUGGCGGUUUCAAGAUAGUCUCUUCAGAUAACCCGGAGGAGAAGCGGAAAAUCAAGAUAUCCCGUUUCCAGGAAGAGAAGUCGUUGAAACAAAAGCUCGAGUAUUUAAGGAAUGAAUCGGGAAAGUCAAACGUUGAUGACGAGACGAUUCGGAACUUGUACUUGGCUGAAAUCGCACUGUGCGUCAACAAGGCGUUUUCUUCCUUGGAGAUGAUCAGCCAAGAACUCGAGAUCUUGUCCCAAAUGCGGCAGGCUGAGCCAACCAGGUCGGAAGUACCUGACGACCGAAGAGAGCCCUCGAGAUCGGAUGGCUAUUCGGAGAGGCUUGACGGACCGGUGACCAUGUCCGGACUUGGCAGACGAGGGGGCCCGCUGCUCGAUCCAAAAGGCAAACCACUUCAGCCAUUCACCUUGACAGACAAGCGAACUCAGCUGCAGCAGGGCGUAUUCAGGCCCGGGCAUAACCUUCCCACUAUGAGCAUAGAUGAAUAUCUUGAAGAAGAACGGCGAAGAGGAGGGAUCAUCGAAGGUGGAGGGAAUGCCAACGCACCCCAGCCAGAACCAGAUGAAGAUAAUAUGGAGCAAGCCGACGCUGCCACUAUGAAGGCGCGUGAGUGGGAUGAAUUUGUCGAGGCGAACCCCAAAGGUGCCGGUAACACCCUCAAUCGAGGCUGA
Messenger RNA from Exophiala dermatitidis NIH/UT8656, 1062 nucleotides. RefSeq lists its product as uncharacterized. NCBI's taxonomy places the organism in Eukaryota, Fungi, Ascomycota, Eurotiomycetes, Chaetothyriales, Herpotrichiellaceae. Gene Ontology annotation, biological process: regulation of signal transduction; regulation of dephosphorylation. Gene Ontology annotation, molecular function: protein phosphatase 2A binding. The transcript is spliced from 3 exons. Gene Ontology annotation, cellular component: cytosol. The record is from RefSeq and is a predicted model, not a curated record. Bases 1 to 1062 code for a protein of 353 amino acids.